AUGGGAGACCUUAUGAAAAGACAGUUCAGCAUCUUAGAUUUAUCUGCAAAGAAAUUUCUGGAAUGGAAAGUGGACGCAAUGAUGAAUUUGAAAGCUCAAGGCUUGGAGCACGCUGUUAAAGAAAAUAAAAGUCCCUCUGGUCAAACAACUGAUACUACCACUUCUGCAAUGACUGUUGCAAAACCCGUUACUGAACAAGAUAAGGCAAAAGCCUUAGUGUUGUUAAGGCAUCAUUUAAAUGAAGGCCUUAAAACUGAGUACAUGAUGGUUGAAGAUCCCAAAGAAUUAUGGGAUUGCCUUAAUGAAAGAUUUGGACACCACAAAAGGAUAGUGUCUAUAUUGAGAUACUGUGAUCAUCCAGUUUCGGAUGAACAGAUGAUUGAAAAAGCACUCACUACCUUUCAUGCAAGUAACAUACUGUUGCAAGAACAGUAUCGUGAAAGAGGUUUUAAAAAGUUCAAUGAAUUAAUGAGUGUAUUGCUUGUUGCGGAACAAAAUAGUGAACUUUUGUUGAAAAAUCAUAACUUGAGACCAACUGGGUCUUUGGCCACUCAUCAUGAGGCAAAUGCAACAAAUUCCUAUCCACCCGAGUCAAAUGCUACAAGAAGAGGUGGACGUGGAAAUUACAAUGGCCGUGGAAAAGGUCGUGGAAAUUAUCGCGGACGAGGCCGAGGACGUAGUAGAAACAAUUUUCAAAGAAACAGUAAUUUCAAAAAUUUUGAAAAACAGAAGGGACAGUCAUCUGGAAGCCACAAACAAACUCUUUCAAAAGGAAAAGACACAUGUUACAGAUGUGGCAUGACAGGACAUUGGGGACAUACUUGUCGUACGGCCAAACAUUUGGUAGACCUUUACCAGGCUUCUGUAAAAGGCAAAGAGAAAAAUGCAGAAGCAAAUUAUGUUAAUGAAGAAAAUGCUCCAUGUCCUACCCUUGAUGUGUCCGAUUUCUUCAUGGACAAUGCUGAAACUGGGAAUGAUUUCAUUCUUGGAGAAAACAACAAUGCUUAG
Messenger RNA from Chenopodium quinoa (quinoa), 1008 nucleotides. RefSeq lists its product as uncharacterized. Gene Ontology annotation, molecular function: zinc ion binding; nucleic acid binding. The transcript is spliced from 2 exons. The record is from RefSeq and is a predicted model, not a curated record. NCBI's taxonomy places the organism in Eukaryota, Viridiplantae, Streptophyta, Magnoliopsida, Caryophyllales, Amaranthaceae. The coding region runs from base 1 to 1008 and encodes 335 amino acids.